Molecule: messenger RNA, 2535 nt
Organism: Gallus gallus (chicken)
Lineage: Eukaryota; Metazoa; Chordata; Aves; Galliformes; Phasianidae
Gene: HHIPL2
Product: HHIP like 2
Exons: 9
Coding region: 71-2368 (765 amino acids)
Source: RefSeq, a predicted model, not a curated record
GGGAGAGAGAAUGUAAGCAAACCUGAGUGAGUGUUGAGCUCUGUGGCUGGCAAUUAAUAAAGCAGAGAGAAUGAAUGAACCAGAGGUCCAAGGUUUCCAUACAUCUGACCUCAGGAAGUCUACACUGAAGAAAGUGAAUGUUUGGCCAGGCACUGGCAGGAGAAGGAGCAGCUCUAGAGCUUCCUUUUCUUGCCCGCAUGUCUUUCUUUGUUUCUCCUUGUUCUGCUGGAUAGGCAGUCUUCUGGGGCAUCCUCAGUGUCUGGAUUAUGGGCCACCUUUCCAGCCUCCUUCUCGCCUGGAGUUCUGCUCUGCCUAUGAAAACUUUGGCUGCUGUGACCGGGAGAGAGACAAUAGCAUUGCAGCAAAAUACCAUGAGAUCCUGGAUUAUCUUGAUCCUCGGGGGCAUAAGCUGUGUGGAACGUAUAUCAAAGAUAUUCUCUGUCAGGAAUGUUCUCCCUAUGCAGCACAUCUCUAUGACGCUGAAAACCCACGGACGCCUCUCAGAAACCUUCCAGGACUUUGUUUCGACUAUUGCUCCGAGUUUCAUUUCAAUUGCCACUCUGCAAUCAGCUUGCUCACUAGCGAUAAGCACAUUCAAGACUGCUGUGAGACGAAUAAGACUCGCUUCUGCAACCUCCUUCACCUGCACGAUGAGGACUACUGCUUCCCCAAUGUGCUGAGGAACACAGCCCUCAACCACAAGCUGGGCUCAGUGGUGGAGGACCGCCGAGGCUGCCUCCAGCUCUGCCUUACUGAGGUUGCCAAUGGCCUGAGGAACCCGGUCCUUAUGCUGCAUGCCAAUGACCAUACCCACCGUAUGUUUGUAGCUGAGCAGGUGGGGGUCAUCUGGGUCUACCUACCUGAUGGCAGCCGGCUGGAGGAGCCAUUUCUGGAUAUUAAAAGUAUUGUGCUGGCGACGCCAUGGAUAGGGGAUGAGAGAGGCUUUCUGGGGAUGGCUUUCCAUCCUAACUACAAGAACAAUGGGAAAUUUUAUAUCUAUUACUCUUAUAUGGAUAAGAAGAAAGUGGAAAAGAUCAGAAUCAGUGAAUUGAAGGUUUUGGCCUCUGAUGCCAACAAAGCAGAUCCACACUCAGAAAGGAAUCUUUUGGAACUUGAAGAACCAGCUGCAAAUCAUAAUGGUGGGCAACUGCUCUUCGGUGUGGAUGGCUAUCUGUAUCUAUUCAUAGGGGAUGGAGGGAAAGCUGGAGACCCUUUUGGGAGAUUUGGGAAUGCUCAGAACAAGAGUGUUUUGCUGGGGAAAGUCUUGAGGAUUGAUGUGGAUGGAAGAAGUCCUGAUGGCAAGCCUUAUCGCAUCCCUCCCGAUAACCCUUUUGUGUCUGAUCCCAAGGCUCGCCCUGAGGUUUAUGCUUAUGGGGUCAGGAAUAUGUGGCGCUGUGCGGUUGACCGUGGGGAUCCUGUCACGAAAAAGGGAAGAGGGAGGAUAUUCUGUGGGGACGUUGGACAGAACAGGUUUGAAGAAGUCGACAUCAUUGUUAAAGGAGGAAACUAUGGCUGGAGAGCGAAAGAGGGAUUUGAGUGCUAUGACACAAAGCUUUGCCAUAAUUCCUCCUUGGAUGAUGUUCUUCCAAUAUUUGCUUAUGGCCGCAAAGUGGGGAAGUCGGUCACUGGAGGUUAUGUAUACAGAGGAUGUGAAUCACCCAAUUUGAAUGGCCUAUAUAUCUUUGGUGAUUUCAUGAAUGGUCGACUUAUGGCUUUACGGGAAGAUGAGAAGACAAAUAGGUGGAAGAAGCAAGAUAUCUGCAUUGGUAGCACCAAAGCUUGUGCUUUCCCUGCGAUGAUCAGAUCUUAUAGUAAAUUCAUCAUCUCAUUUGCUGAGGAUGAAGCAGGUGAGCUGUAUUUUAUGUCUACUUCUUAUCCCAGUGCUUAUGCGCCACAUGGAUCUCUUUACAAAUUGGUUGAUCCUGCAAGGAGAGCUCCACCAGGGAAAUGUAAAUACAAGCCUGUAACAGUGAAAAUAAAGAGCAAACGAAUAGCAUUUGUUCCACGUGCAAAGACUGUCCUUGAGUUCCUUAAUGAACCUCCACCAACCAAGCCUCCGAAAAGGUCUUCCACCCUCCCUGGAGCUGCCCCAACAGCUGCUGCUAAGAAAUCUAAAAAGAUGGCAUCCUCCAAGGUAAAAGCAUCAACAGUGAAACCAGCUCUGUCCAAUAAAAAGACACCGAAAACCAAGGCUGGUGGUGAGCACCACAGGCCAAAGCAGAAGGGUGCAAGGGUCCCCAGAACAACACCAGCACCAUCUUUGGCAAGAAGGAAGAGCUCCCAACUAACUGGAGCCAAGAAGCUCCUCACAGAGAAAGCUGCACAAGCAAAGGGAACACCGGGAAGGAGGAGGAAGGAGAGCAGAUGAAGCAGUAGCUUUUGAACCUCUCGGCCAUUACACAUUACAUAUAAGGUGGUGGAACAAGUGUUCUCAAUUGAUUUUUUUCCUUCAGUUGCUCUCUGCUCUCAGGUGCUCCUCCCUUUCUGACCCCGUUAGCAGUCUGUACGUGUUCUAUUAAACCUUAACGGCACCAA